Danio aesculapii is the source of this 1266-nucleotide messenger RNA. Its product is annotated as SWI/SNF-related matrix-associated actin-dependent regulator of chromatin subfamily A-like protein 1. Gene Ontology annotation, molecular function: ATP binding; ATP-dependent chromatin remodeler activity. The annotation marks the transcript as partial. Lineage: Eukaryota; Metazoa; Chordata; Actinopteri; Cypriniformes; Danionidae. The record is from RefSeq and is a predicted model, not a curated record. The transcript is spliced from 9 exons. Gene Ontology annotation, cellular component: nuclear replication fork. Gene Ontology annotation, biological process: replication fork processing; DNA repair.
GCUGUUUCAGCUCUUCACAUUCAGAUCUGUUUGUUUGUUUUUCCUGCAGGAUGAGUCUCACUUCCUGAAGAACAUGAAAACUGCUCGCUGCCGGGCGGCUCUUCCUCUGCUCAAGACAGCUAAGAGAGUGAUCCUGCUGUCAGGAACUCCGGCCAUGUCCAGACCUGCUGAACUCUACACUCAGAUUCAGGCUGUCCGGCCCGCACUGUUUCCACGCUUUCAUGACUUCGGCACACGUUACUGCGAUGCCAAACAGCUGCUGUGGGGCUGGGAUUACUCCAGCUCCUCUAAUCUGACUGAACUCAAGCUGCUGCUGGAGGAGUCUCUGAUGCUCCGACGACUCAAAUCAGAGGUGCUCUCACAGCUUCCUGCCAAACAGAGGAAAGUGGUCACUGUAACCACAGACGGCAUCAACUCCAGGACCAAAGCAGCCCUCAACGCCGCUGCCAGAGAGCUCGCCAAAGGAUACCACAACAAAACCCAAGAGAAAGAAGCGCUCCUGGUUUUCUUCAACCACACAGCCGAGGCCAAGAUCAGAGCCAUCAUGGAGUAUAUCUCAGAUAUGUUGGAGUGCGGACGAGAGAAGUUUCUGGUGUUUGCUCAUCAUAAACUGGUGCUGGACAGUAUAACCAAAGAACUUGAGGAGAAGGGCACCAGUUUCAUCCGUAUUGACGGCUCAACACCGUCAGCGGAGCGUCAGCUGCUGUGUGAGCGGUUUCAGGCGUCCCAGCAGAGCUGUGUGGCUGUUCUGUCCAUCACCGCCGCUAACAUGGGGCUCACGCUGCACGCGGCAGCACUCGUGGUGUUCGCUGAGCUCUUCUGGAACCCCGGAGUCCUGAUUCAGGCUGAGGAUCGGGUUCACAGAAUUGGUCAGACCAGUAAUGUGGACAUUCAUUACCUGGUGGCCAAAGGCACAGCGGAUGAUUUCCUGUGGCCUAUGAUACAAGCCAAAAUGAAUGUUCUGGAACAGGUCGGCUUGUCUGAAUCCAACAUUUCAGAGAAUGCAGAAUCUGCCAGCUUCCACAGCAGGGAUCGUCAGCAGCUCACCAUCACUGAGAUGUUCCAGAGGUCUUUCGAUGAGGAUGAGAUGCUCGCUUUGAUUGAUCAGGAUCAGUAAGAAUGACAGUAAAUUACUGUAUACGAUAACAAUGCCUCAUGGAAACACUCGGCUGCUCACUGGACUCAAUGGACACUGUUCUGAUCAAAUGUCUCACAUUUUUAUGGGAUAAAAUCAGUAAAUAAAGCCUGAAAAUCAUUCAAACUAAA